Messenger RNA from Sycon ciliatum, 1370 nucleotides. Its product is annotated as mediator of RNA polymerase II transcription subunit 31-like. The transcript has 5 exons. Gene Ontology annotation, molecular function: transcription coregulator activity. The record is from RefSeq and is a predicted model, not a curated record. Gene Ontology annotation, cellular component: mediator complex; core mediator complex. Gene Ontology annotation, biological process: regulation of transcription by RNA polymerase II. Lineage: Eukaryota; Metazoa; Porifera; Calcarea; Leucosolenida; Sycettidae. The coding region runs from base 190 to 738 and encodes 182 amino acids.
AGUAAUAAUAAUUAUUAGUUGUUUGGGUUUUCUCUUUCUUCCUGCUUUUGGACUUGGUAGUUUCGUAUCGUUGUGCUGGUACAUGCAUGGUGCUAAGACGUAGUCAGUUGGGUUCAAUUCAUGCAUGCCAUCUACCUCACAGCUUGCUGUAAUGAAUGAGUAGCCCAGGUGGUCAAGUGAAAGUGCUGCAUGGAAGGAGUGAACCUAUCUGCAGAUGCUUCAACAUCUCGCGGAGAUGCUGGCAAUGUGGUUGGUCAGAAUGAUGAGGAAUUAAGACGAUUUCAAGUGGAGCUGGAAUUUCUCCAGUGUCUCGCUAAUCCAUUCUAUCUCAACCACUUGGCACAACAUGGAUACAUGGACAAGAAAGAGUUUGUCAACUACUUGAAGUAUUUACUGUACUGGAAGCAGCCCGAGUAUGCAAUAUUCAUCAAGUAUCCAGCCUGUCUUCACAUUCUGGAGCUGCUGCAAGAAGAAACUUUCCGCAAGGAACUUAUAAGUCCUCUGUGUGCCAAGUUUGUUGAGGAGCAGCUCUUGCUUCACUGGCAGUACUAUGCCUUCCGGCGCCAAAUGGCUGGACCUGUGCCUCCUGGUGCCGUAGCUGGCCAGGCUGCAGCUAUCACUGCAGAAGGAGAGCCAAUGCAGCCACUACAACCUCAGCAGCAGUCUGCCUCUGUGAUCACUAAUGGCUUACCGUCUGUGACCACACCAGCAAAUGGUGCUUCAUCAAAUGGUUCCUAGCAGGCAUUGUGUGGAGUAGUUGCAACUGAUGACUCGUGGAUGAGGAUCAUGUGUGAGUUUCAGUGCAUUGGAUAUGAUGAGCGUGGUGAUCAGACUUUCUGCCACUGCCCGUUUUUAUAUACCCCUACCUUGUACAUAGAAUGUAGUUAUCGUCAGCUUGAUUUUUAUCGCCGAUACCAGUUCUCCAUUUCUACAGUCACUCUUCGUCGUUGCUGUGCCAUGACAUGGCAUGCAUUGUGUUGUGUAACUAAUUCAUUUGCAUCCGCAGUGUGCUGCGCUAGACCCGGCUUUUAUCCCAAAUGCGAAAUUUCUCCCUAUGUCUAGCACUUGACUAUUGAGAUAGUAGCCACAACAUGGGUUCUAGCUGCAUUGGCCUGACUAGCCAUUCUGUUGACUGUAAUUGUCAUUUUGCCCUUGUAAUUCUAUAUAAUGUAGUUUGGUUGUGCAGUGACUGUGUGCACAAUCAUCUUGAAUGUGAUUACAUGAUAGCUGUACAAGUCACUGCGCUACGCCUGUACAGUAUCAUUGUCAUUAUGUCGUAUUAAUUUUAUGGUUGUAUAUAAAUAUUCCGUGUGCGUAUACAGUACUACAUUGUAGAUACCUUUCACUGAGAAUCAUUGUCCCAGCUCCAA